CUUUGCGCGGUCUUGCCCGGAGUUGCAGCUAUCUUUUUGGUCAGGAUGUUAAGAAUCUUUGCAAGAAGAGUUGGUCGUCUAGCUAAACAGUCCACCAGAGCUUUCAAUGAAGGUCAGAUUGAGGUAGAAGAAGAAACAAAGCGAUAUGAAAAAUGCAUUAAUCAGGUGAACAUCUUGGGACGUGUGGGCAGAGAUGCAGAAAUACGGGGCUCAGAGAUCCACCCAGUUGUUGUCUUCUCAGUGGCAACAAACAAUUUCUACACAAAGGCUGAUGGCACAAAUGUAUCUCGUGUUGACUGGCACAGAAUUAGUGUCUUCAGACCAGGCUUGAGGGAGAAGAUAGCUGCCAACAUCAAGAAAGGGGAUCGUGUGUUUGUGAAUGGCCGUAUCCAGUAUGAUGAUUAUAGAGACAGGGAAACGGCCACUAGAACAGCUAAUAUUGUAGCAGAUGAUAUUGUUAAUUUGACGAAGCGGUACUUGAGGAUGGAGGACGAAUGAUGAGGCUUCAAAAUGGACAGUGAUGAACAGAUUAUAGCCAGAGCUGUCCAUUGCUGGAACAGUGGUCAGUGCGAGAGCUUGUAUAGUGAAGAGCUCUGGUUUGACAACCGUAGAGGUCCUUUGUGACAGCCCUAGUUUGAAGUGAUACAAAAAUCUCUCACCACAAAAUUCAUACCCAUAGGUUGUGGAACCCAUGUUGGUUUUGUAAAAAAGAAGUUUUCAUCACAACGGAUUUGACUUUGUUGCUGAAAUCUGACAACAGAUUUUAGUUGUUGCUACUAAGGCUGCUGCACAAGUUUCAAAGAAAACUUAACAUUUUUACAUAUACAUGCCUUUUCAGCUAAGAAAAUCAUGUCUCAUAUUCAAUUCUAAGCACUGCGGCAGUGUCUUUUUAAGAACAGAUAAGGUAAAAUACCUGGAACGUUUUAAACAUUAUGUACAUGUACUUAUAGUAUUGCAUUUGUCUAUAUUAUCUUGCAAACAAUAAUACACAGUGGCAAAACACAAUGAAAACAGAACUCCAAGAAGGACAGAUUGGCAGAAUGAGUUUAGAGAUCAAGCUAUUCAAAGACAAUUGAGGAAAUGUGAAAUAUCACAGCCUGGUUUCCUCCCUCC
Liolophura sinensis is the source of this 1113-nucleotide messenger RNA. Its product is annotated as single-stranded DNA-binding protein, mitochondrial-like. The transcript has 6 exons. The coding region runs from base 46 to 498 and encodes 150 amino acids. The record is from RefSeq and is a predicted model, not a curated record. NCBI's taxonomy places the organism in Eukaryota, Metazoa, Mollusca, Polyplacophora, Chitonida, Chitonidae. Gene Ontology annotation, biological process: positive regulation of helicase activity; mitochondrial DNA replication. Gene Ontology annotation, cellular component: mitochondrial nucleoid. Gene Ontology annotation, molecular function: single-stranded DNA binding.